AUGCGCACUCACGUAUGGCGCAAGCAACUCACUCGCCUCUCACAGCGAGGUCAGCGCUUGCCCUUCCAGCGUCGUCGUGCCUUCCACUCCUUCACUCGUCAACUUGAAGCCCAUCCCAAUCCGAAUCAGGAAACUGCCAAUCUCGAAAAUGCCGUCUCGGAAACCGCAACCAAACCCGCGCCUUCCACACGUCGUGCUAGAUUAGCCCAGCGUCGUCCCAAGGAAGUCACUCCUUUCACUGUCCCGGAUUGGUUCUUGCGUUACAAUGUCCGGCUUCAUGCUCCUUCCGAUGAUGCUACCGCCAAUAAGGAAUCUCGUUGCUGGACUUUGGUUGAUCGCGACUCCGGCCACACUGUCCUAACCCUCCCUUUCACCGCCAACCCGUCCGACCCAUUGAACGAUUUCUUUACGCCCUCGGACCACACUAAGCAAGAAGAGAACAAGGAGAUUACCACUCCAUCUCAAGAGGAGGAUUCUGUUCAGGAUGAUGUUGCCCGUGCUGUUUCAAACCACUUGUCUGCUCCUUCUGCUCUUCAAACCCCAGACUCACGCACCCUGCUCUCGCUCCAGUUACAACUCCUUCUGUAUGCUGCCUUCACUCAGACAGGCCCUUCGGCUGCCCGUUACACAAAGUCAAACAUCGACCUGAACACCAGAGAUUUUGUCCAUAAAGAGCUUGAUGUUUAUGUGCAGCAGAUCGCUGGACUGGUCCAAGCUGACUUGAUUCAUCUCGACGCAAACGAUAUCGCUGAGCUCGCGCAGGAUUACGUCGAGCGUGGAGACUCUGCCCCUGGCUCUAUCUCAUCGUUAGCUUACGACACUUUCAGAGGUCUCACUACUAAGAAGCCUGACAUUCAGAUCAACAUAAUUGGCGAGUCGGCCAGAGAUGAUGGCCACGACGAUGGUGAAUCUGAACACGCUCAUGAUAUGGCUGAUUCUGACAUGGGCAACCCUCCCAUGAUGGGCGGCCAUAUUGGUGAUCUCAUAGAUUUUAUCAGGGACAACCCGAAUGUGCUCGCCAAAGCUCAGAAGCAUGGAGCCGCCGUCCUUGCUAUGGCCGACAUGCCAAAAGCCAACUCCCAAUCUUCAGAAGAAGCCCGCUCUCGUGCUGCCGACAUCAGCCCAUGGGCCGAGCUGAAAUUAUCUAACCUUCUCGAUACUGUCUUGGACAGCGUACAAAUUAGGAGAAAUUCUUCCACUGAAAACGCUGCUCGUGAUUUCUUCUACGAAGCAAUUCCGUCCACCCCAGACACGAUCACAUCCUCCCCACCAACUAAAGACGGCCUGGAACGUUUCUUGACCGAAUUCCUUGCAAGUCGUAUCGAUUCUGCUACACAGGAACACAAGAUGGACUGGAGCUUCAUAAAAGAGUCUGCUCCAUCACAAUCCACUCUGCCACAGCAACGGACUAUCAUCCAUGUCCGUGAUAUGGAUCACAUACGAAAUGCGCCUCAAGGAGAAACUAUCAUCAACCUUCUGGUUAGUGCCGUGCAGCGCCGAAGGAAGGAUGGCGAGCAAAUUGUCAUACUUGGUACUACAGCAAACUCCAGUCAAGCUCCUCCGCCUCCUGGCCAGGACGACGACGAGCUUUAUUUCCGAUACCUGAGAUACCCUUCAGCAUCGUCACCGACUCAGAACAUUGCGAGCCAGUUGAUGCUCGCGUCUCACAGCCAACAAGAGUUGGAGCGUAGUGUAGCCGAACCCGCUCUCCAGAGGCUAUUCGAGAUCAACAUGCGCCAUAUUCACACUAUGGUUCGUCAUCUCGGCUUACCAACCUCUGACAAUUUCUUCUCGGGACCUACCCGCGCACAUCUCAAUAUCCCAGGCACUUCGAAAUUAGGAGACAGGACUUUACCUCAAGACGAGAUUCAGAGGAUUGUCCUUUGUGCAGACAGCUUGCGGUCACUUUACACCACCAGCCCUUCUCUCGAGACUUCCCAUAUUGCACUUGCCGCCAUGCUUGUCAAUACUGUUGACAGUGCGCUGAAACCGCCGCCCGGUAACAUAUCCUUCAACUCCGUAAUUCCCCAGGCUCGUGAGCGUGGUGAAUCUCGAGACGAAUCUGAUGGGCCCAAAGACUCUACCUCUGCCAAAUUGGACAUGGAGAAGUUGAAGAAGUCAUGCUCCAAACAUGAGACACGUCUCUUGUCAGGGGUCGUCGAUCCCGCAAGCCUGCGGACCACAUUCAAUGAUGUGCAUGCUGACCCGAAUACGAUCGAGUCGCUCAAAACCUUGACUUCACUAACAUUGCUGCGUCCGGAAGCUUUCAGCUAUGGUGUGCUCGCAGCCGAUCGUCUACCUGGUCUUCUACUAUAUGGUCCUCCUGGUACCGGUAAGACCUUGCUCGCUAAGGCUGUGGCUAAGGAGUCAUCUGCCACUGUGCUUGAGGUCAGUGGUGCACAAGUUUACGAAAAAUACGUAGGCGAGGGCGAGAAGAUGGUCGACGCAGUCUUCUCACUAGCAAAGAAGUUGUCACCUUGUGUAGUCUUCAUCGAUGAGGCUGAUGCUCUCUUCGGCUCUCGCGGUGGUGCCAACAAUCGCACCACACACCGCGAGAUCAUCAACCAAUUCCUCCGUGGGUGGGACGGCAUGGACGACCACAGCGUCUUCAUGAUGGUUGCCACUAACCGUCCCUUUGAUCUAGACGAUGCUGUAUUGCGUCGCCUGCCUCGUCGCUUGUUGGUCGACCUUCCUCUCGCUAAGGAUCGUGAAGGUAUCCUCAACAUUCACUUGAAGGGUGAGACCCUUGACCCAGCGGUCUCACUAUCCGAUCUGGCCAAGAACACGCCUCUUUACUCUGGUUCGGAUCUUAAAAACUUGUGUGUGGCUGCUGCGCUUGCCGCAGUGCGUGCCGAGAACAACGCUCUGGAAGCUGCUCGCGCGAAGGGCGACACAGAAUUCAAGUUACCAGAACGCCGCACGCUCGCACCUUCACACUUUGAGAAGGCUCUACAAGAGAUCUCUGCGUCGGUAUCUGAGGAUAUGGCAACGCUAGGUGCAAUCCGCAAAUUCGACGAGCAGUACGGUGAGAAGAGAGCUCGCACUAAGAAGCCUGGAUAUGGCUUUGGUUUGGGCUCUAGUAAUGCCAUUGAUGAGACUGGUGCUAGAGUUAGACCUGAUGAUCCUAGUCCAUAG
Aureobasidium musti is the source of this 3135-nucleotide messenger RNA. NCBI's taxonomy places the organism in Eukaryota, Fungi, Ascomycota, Dothideomycetes, Dothideales, Saccotheciaceae. The record is from the annotation of a GenBank genome assembly.